CUAUAUCACUUUCCUCUCUUAUUUAUUGUUCAUAGCCCAUCAUCAAGCCAGACACCAAAAAAACUCAAUCUACACAACCAAACGAGCUUGAAAAAUGUUAGAAGUCAGUAGCAUCAAUGAACUGAUUGUGAGCAUUGAUCAAAUGCUCCCUGAAUUUUGCGACAAAGCCUCAACUCCAUCCAUCCACAGAGUCAACGACUGUCUACGCAACACGAAUGAGAAGGCGUAUGAUCCAAUGAUCAUCUCCAUAGGGCCGUUGCACCAAGGAAAACCUCACCUCAAAGCCAUGGAGCAACACAAAAUGAGGUACCUCAAGCAGCUGCUUGUAAACUCUAGUAUUUUUUGUACCUACUUUAACACCAUAAGGAAUAUGGAACAAACUGCAAGAGAUUUCUACUCAGACGAGAUUGAGCUCGAUACAAACCAGUUUGUAAAAAUGCUACUUCUUGAUGGAAUCUUCAUCAUUGAGUUCCUCCGCGAGUACAAACUUGUGGAUGGAGGAGGGAGAGUACAGAGAGACGGAAAUCCAAUCUUUGGUUUCGAAUAUGUUGUGAGUCAUCUCCUUCGUGAUCUAAUGCUGUUCGAGAAUCAAAUCCCUAUGUUCGUAGUUGAAGCCCUCUUCCAACUCUCCAAUCAUGAUAAUACAAAGUUCAAAGAUCUAAUCUGGCCCUUGACAAAAUGUAGUAAAGAAUAUGUAGCAAGUGCAUUAUUUCCUAAUGAUGCUAGGCAUCUCCUUGGCCUAGUUCAUACUGUCAAUUGUUUUUCCUUUGCUCAACUACCCUCGCAUAGUAAUCAUGCGAAACAUUGUGAGAAGAAGAACAUAAACUCUGUCACGGAUCUUAAAGAAGCCGGUAUAGUCUUCAAGAAGCCUGAGGUUGAGGGGAAAGAUUAUAGUUGGUUGGAUAUCACAUUCGAGAAUAGGACACUUUACAUUCCUGAGUUAGUGAUUUCAGAUGAGAUGGAGUCGUUGUUUAAAAAUAUGAUUGCAUAUGAAUUCUAUCUCCCGAGGAGUAGCCCCAAGUACGUAAGUGACUACGCGUAUUUCCUGCACUGCCUGGUGAGCAGCACAAAGGAUGCAGAGGUGCUGCGACGGUGUGGGGUGAUCAGCAACUGGUUGGGCGGGGAUGCUAGAGUUUAUGAGGUGAUAGUCAAAUUGGGGACACAUGCGUUUAAAUCUAGGCGUUUUUCGUAUGAGGGUGUUUUCGGUAGCAUAAACGAGCACUGUGGGAGAAAGUGGAACAAGUGGAUCGCGGUGUUGCGGCGCCACCACUUCAAUAAUCCAUGGACUGUCCUUUCCUUGUUUGCAGCUGCAGUUUUGCUCACGGUUAGCAUAGUGCAGAUGGUGUUUGCUGUUCUCUCCUUUUAUAAGGAAACUUAGUUUUCAUUUCA
Salvia hispanica is the source of this 1389-nucleotide messenger RNA. RefSeq names its product UPF0481 protein At3g47200-like. Lineage: Eukaryota; Viridiplantae; Streptophyta; Magnoliopsida; Lamiales; Lamiaceae. The record is from RefSeq and is a predicted model, not a curated record.